Molecule: messenger RNA, 1058 nt
Organism: Physella acuta
Lineage: Eukaryota; Metazoa; Mollusca; Gastropoda; Physidae
Product: phospholipase A and acyltransferase 3-like
Biological process (GO): N-acylphosphatidylethanolamine metabolic process
Cellular component (GO): cytoplasm
Molecular function (GO): glycerophospholipid phospholipase A1 activity; A2-type glycerophospholipase activity
Source: RefSeq, a predicted model, not a curated record
GAAAAGGCUUUCAGUUUCGUUUUCGAUUAUGGAUAAAAAUCGAAUGGGCUGUGUACUUAUUGCAUCAAGUGUAACGUUGAAGUGUCUGGAGUUAAUGGUUUUCGUUUUCGUUUGAGUGUUAUAUUAUUGUAAAGUUCAAUUAAUUACCAUGGCCAACGACAGAAUGAGUGAGGUGCAAUUCAACCGGAAACAAAAUCGUUUUUUAUUAAAUACUCUUGAGCCUGGAGACCUAAUAAAGAUAAAACCUGCACUCUUCCGCCAUUGGUGUGUCUACAUUGGCGGUGAAGAGGUUGUCCACGUGGUUGGUUACAAUGCGGCGUCGAUGAAUUCUGCUAGUAGUUUUACGGGACUGUUGAAUGGCUACUCAAUGAGUGUUGUGAAAAGAGAUAACAUUUGGGAUGUUGUGAAAGACAAACUGAUGGAGAAGGAUAACAGCUUGGAUACAAGUCAAAAACAUUUCAGUGGUGACGAAGUUGUUUCAAGGGCACUUAGCAAAAUAGGUCCCAUCAAAUACCACACGUUUUUGAAAAAUUGCGAGCACUUUGCUAAAUGGUGUCGAUACGACACUGAGGAAAGUGAACAGAGCCAAGUUGCAUUGUUCGGAGCAGCAGUUGGUGGGUUUAUAGUCGCAGGUCCAUUAGGGGCGAUUUUUACUGGUGCAUCUGCUGUUGCCAAGAUGAUCUACGACCAAGUACAAGAUCAAAAAAAAGAGGAUGAAACCAGAGUGACUCCCUACAACAAUCGAUAUAUGUAAAUGUAUUUUCAGCUUGUUUCUUGUCUUUAUUGUGUCCAUGAUUUUAAAAAAACACUUAUAAAUGGCAGGCAUGUUUAAAAUCACAUAAAUAAAAAAAUGUUUACGCAUAUACAUAAUUGUAUACGCAUUAUAUAAAUAAUACCAUUUAUUGCUUUCAAUUUGUCCAUUCGUUUUCAGUUAUCCAAAAAUUAUUAAGAUACUGCUUCAAAAGAUGUUUGGAGUUAUUUAAAUAGAGUUAGAUACUUAGUUGAGUAUACAAUCAAUACACAAUUCACUGUUUAUUAUAUAGAGGUCAACAAAACAA